AAAGCAUUUCACAGAAUCAACUGGUCAACGCCGCUUAAUAAAGAGAAUUAAAUUUCUGGAAUAAAAAAAAAACCAAACAACACAAAAAUUUACUAGACUCGUAAAACAAAAAAAGCUAUAAAAAAAGAAAGUGUUUCUUAACUGAUCUAAGAAAGGAUUAUUUAAAAGAUAAACUAUGCACUUCCAACCCAGCAUUGCCUUUCGGCUCACCCUCUUCUUGGCCAUUAUCACUUUCAAGCAGAUAGCAGCAGCACCCGCAUAUAAUGACAUCGAUCGGAUUAUACAAUCGCCCGUUGGUUCAAUUGAUCGUCUGGAUGAUGACUACUACAUAAGCUAUGACCGCCCAUUAGAUCGUCAACCCAAAUAUCUGAAUAGUGAAUCCAUAAAGCCGGGCUAUUACUACAUAGACAAUGGCGCCAUUACGCCAGUCAGCAGACGUGAUGUAUACAGUGGACAAAGACGUCAGGAUACGCUGAGUAACUCCGAUGAUGCGAGCAAUUUGUCGAAUGGCGUCAAAUUCACCCCCCUGGUGCGCUACAAACAAACCGAAACCAGACACAAGAAGUUAUUUGUACCCAAUUUUUUUGGUUAGAAAUGGUUAAUCGAAGAAAAAUGAAUCGAUUUUCAAAUUCUGCAUAAAGAGAGUACAGACUGUGAUUUUCUUUAGAUGUU
This is a messenger RNA of Stomoxys calcitrans (stable fly), 672 nucleotides long. RefSeq lists its product as uncharacterized. Lineage: Eukaryota; Metazoa; Arthropoda; Insecta; Diptera; Muscidae. The transcript has 2 exons. The coding region runs from base 176 to 592 and encodes 138 amino acids. The record is from RefSeq and is a predicted model, not a curated record.